This is a messenger RNA of Austrofundulus limnaeus, 1844 nucleotides long. It is a transcript of the gene prune2, whose product is annotated as prune homolog 2 with BCH domain. Lineage: Eukaryota; Metazoa; Chordata; Actinopteri; Cyprinodontiformes; Rivulidae. The record is from RefSeq and is a predicted model, not a curated record. Gene Ontology annotation, biological process: apoptotic process. Gene Ontology annotation, cellular component: cytoplasm.
UCACGUGAUCACAAAAUGGUGGAAGCUGUGAGCUGUUUUUAAGCUGAGCAUCUCCAUCGAGAGGCUUGAAGCAGGAAACAAGGCAGUACAUUCAUGCUCUGAGACGCAGAGGAGCAGAGAUUCCUGAGCCCCAGCAGCGGUCCUCCUGGGGUUGGACUUUGCAUCAGAGAGUAAAAUGAGUUCAGAGGGAGAUGACAGCAGACCAGUCCCGCCUACUUCUCUACCCUUGCAAGGAGGUUCCUCUCAGAGGAAAAAGCUUUCUGCCCCUCGCAUCAGCUUGUCACUGGACCAGAGCGAGGACGACUUGGGGGAAACACCUGAUGACCUCGACAUCAAUGUAGAUGAUCUUGAUACUCCAGAUGAGGGAGAUUACCUUGACUACACAGACCAUGAAAUGGACUGGGAAGGCUACUAUGGCAACGGAGUGAAUGCCAUCAUAGUGUUUGCUGCCUGUUUCCUACCAGACAGUAAUCGAGAGGACUACCAUGAAAUAAUGGAGAACCUUUUCCUUUAUGUGAUCAGCACACUCGAGCUGAUGGUGGCAGAGGACUACAUGAUUGUGUAUUUGAAUGGAGCCACACCCCACAGAAGAAUGCCUGGCCUUGGCUGGCUGAAGAAGUGCUAUCAGAUGAUUGACAGAAGGCUCAGGAAGAAUUUGAAAUCCUUCAUUAUUCUUCAUCCAUCGUGGUUCAUCAGGACUGUUCUAGCAAUUACCAAGCCGUUUAUCAGUGCCAAGUUUAGCAGCAAGAUCAAGUAUGUGCACAGUCUGGAUGAACUGCAGGAAAUCAUUCCAAUGGACUGUGUCCAGAUCCCAGAAUGCAUCAUUAAACUCGACAAGGAAAUGAAGGAAGCAGCAGAAAACUCAAAAGUGAACAGCUUUCUGCAGGGGACCGAGCUGACGGCGACAAGCAGAACUGAACAAGUCCAAGCUGGUGCCAGCAGCUCGUAAACGCCCAACAUCCUGAAUUGAUGGGACACCUCGGCGCUCAAAAGUCCCUGUAAUGGAUGGGUCAAGCUGGAAGACGGAGCUCGUGUGUGUGUGUGCGUUUGUGUAUGUGUGUGUGGAUGUGUUUGUUAAUCAGACACUAGAGUUUUAUUUGGACACAUCUCGUCUUAGUCCCACUCAGCUCAGUCUGAAUUGCUGCCGUAGCAUCUGCUCUGUCGUGAACUCGCGGCCACGAAAAACGAAAUAGUCAGGUGUGGUAUUUUCCCGAGCACCAACACAGUAGCAUCGAUGUUCACUUUAGGGUAGAAAAUGCAAUUACACACCAGAAAGUGCACCGCACAGAUCCAUUUUAGAAACUACAGCGUGCAUGAGAAGCAGCAAAGCAAUAACCCCACCCCCCCCUCUUUCCCAGGUACUCGGGCGAUUUUCGUGUCAGCCGUUUACGCAGAAAAGGGAGAAGGAAUAAAACAACCUUGUGCCAUAGUUUAUGACCGACUUGCAGCGAAGCAGGGGAUCUUCAUUCUUGUCUUGAAACAGGAGAAUAAACCGACAAAUAACUUUAAGGUGUCAAUCUGAAACAAAGCAGGGGAGAGUUAAACAGGAAAUCUAGCCGUCAGUGACACUAUAUCUUUCUAGCCUUGUUCGACAGGUGUGUGUGUGUGUGUGUGUGUGUGUGUGUGUGUGUGUGUGUGUGUGUUUUCUGAAACAAACUGGGAAUUAUUUUUUUAGUUUCUGCCUUAGAUAACAUAUAAUGAUGGGACCUCAAUAAAGCACAAUAUAUUGUGUGUGCGCGUCUACAUGCAUGUGGGUAUUUGUACAUCAGCGCAUGUCCCCUCAUUAACAAAAACAAACUGCUGGUCUUCUUCUAUGGUGUAUUAAAGAUGUGCUAAUAAAUGAA